AUGGCAAAAACUGUUCUUCUUGACGAAGCAAAAGCUUUAAUUGAAGCUAAAGAUUACCAAGGCGCCAUCGCCGUUCUUGACAGAUUAAUCGCCACCAAUUCCGCACAUUUCCUGGCCUAUUUGCAACGUGCGAUCGCCCAUCAACGUCUCAAGGAGUUUGAACGGGCCCUUUAUGACGAUUGUUACCACGCACUUUCCAUCGCCAAAGAACGUGGCAAGCGGGCUGAUUUAUCUCAAGUUUACUUCCGUAUUGCUAUAGUGUUUUACACUUCAAAAGAUUAUUACUCGGCUUUCAAAUAUCUCAAGUUGGCCCAAAAGUUUGGUUACGAAGACACCAACGCUUUGGAAAUUUGGAUUCUUAAGACCACCACAAAGUUCGAUGCUAGCGAAACAAUGAUCGAUUUCUUGAAUUCGCUUGAAUUGGCAGACUCCACAGUGUUGGAAGAAUUCAAAACUAAAAAAGAAUCUCUCUAUGGCAAAGAUGAACCACAAAAGAAACCUGAAGUGGCAAAACCAGCGGUGUCUAAAAAGCCAGAACCAAAGAUUGCGGAAAUCACCGAUGAAGAAGCCGCCAAAGUUAAUACCAUCCCAAAAUCUUCUGCGCUCCCAAAAGCUUAUGCUGCUGCUCCUCCUACUAAUCCUUCUUACCCAGCACAAGAUGAGGUUCGCAAAGAAUUCUUCGAAUCUUCUACCACCGUGACGGUGUCUAUUUAUAUCAAGAGAGUUCCAAAAGACUCAUUCAAGCUUGAGUUCCGUCCUCGCUCGGUGGAAUUUGAAUUCAAGACCCAUACCGGAGCAGAUUACAUGUACGAGCUCGAUCGUCUUGCCGGGGAAAUCGACACCAAGCAAUCCAAAUAUACCGUCUUUGGUACAAAGAUCGAACUUAUUCUUGUGAAGAAAAUAGAAGGUAGUUGGAAAGCUCUUCAAACUCCUGAUGGUAAUGAUGCAGAAGGGAAAGAGGAGGAAGAAGAAGAAGAAAAUAGCCGUUCUGCCAUGCAAUAUCCUUCCUCAUCCACCAAGAAGGUUGAUUGGGCCCAAGUUGAUGAAGAGUACAAGGACAUUGACGAAGACGAAAAAGACGAUAUGAAGUUAUUCAAGGAUAUCUUCAAAAAUGCUGACCCUGAUACCAGAAGAGCCAUGAUGAAGAGUUACACCGAGAGUGGGGGUACCAGUUUGAGUACUAAUUGGGAUGAGGUUAGUAAAAAAACUUUUGAAGUUGAUCCACCUGAUAGUAUGGUUGCCAAGAAGUGGGAAUAUUAG
This is a messenger RNA of Saccharomycopsis crataegensis, 1260 nucleotides long. RefSeq names its product co-chaperone SGT1 (gene SGT1). The transcript has a single exon. The coding region runs from base 1 to 1260 and encodes 419 amino acids. Lineage: Eukaryota; Fungi; Ascomycota; Saccharomycetes; Ascoideales; Saccharomycopsidaceae. The record is from RefSeq and is a predicted model, not a curated record. Gene Ontology annotation, molecular function: protein-folding chaperone binding.